GUGUGCUUAAUGACUUAGACAGUGACACUUCACAUCACUCUAGCUUACCUCUGCUUCUUUCUUUCGCAUAAAACCUGCGACUUUUUUUCUUCAAACUUGUAACCUUUGCUGGCAUCAUCUUUGUCGGCUGGAGUCACGACAUGAAGAACCUCAAAAUGUCGGUUGCAGAGGAUAAGUCUCAGUCUGAAUAUGAGAUUAUGGUGAAGAGGAAUUGCAGGAUUUGCUACCUCAGCAUGGACAUGGACAUGACAAACCAUAACAAUGAAUCAGCUGGGAAUGCCAUGACUCCCAUUGAGCUGGGUUGUUCUUGUAAAGAGGAUUUGGCUGCUGCUCACAAACACUGUGCUGAGGCUUGGUUCAAGGUCAAGGGUAACAAAGUUUGUGAAAUCUGUGGAUCCAUUGCACGCAAUGUAACUGUUGUAGCUGAAGUCCAAACGAAUGAACAGUGGAAUGAAGCAAAUAAUAAUGCCUCAAUGGUACCACCACCAACUGGACCUGCCCCCCAAGCAGAAACUAGACAUCUCUGGCAGAGCCAACGGUUCCUGAAUUUCAUUCUUUCGUGUUUGGUCUUGGCUUUUGUCAUAUCCUGGCUUUUUCACUUCAAUAUGCCCUCAUGAAAUCUUGUAUCUUCACAAAUGAAGGGGGUAACUAAGAUGAAUGAUUGCAGGUACCAAAAUCAAUUCCAGUGUCCCCAUUCUUCAUUGGAGCUUGUUCUUUGUUUACAUGCACGAUCUGUUCAUGUAAAUAAGUACAAGUAUCACAAACGUUUAUAAGUUAAUUUGUUUCUUUACCUUGAUCUGUCUCUUGUAGUAUUCUUAUCUUGGCUAUCUCCAUGUAUAAAUGUAUGAAUAGAUAGACAAACAGGACAAAUGGAGAAAAAAAUAUUAGAGACUGUAUAUUAUU
Messenger RNA from Glycine soja, 903 nucleotides. RefSeq lists its product as uncharacterized. The transcript is spliced from 2 exons. Gene Ontology annotation, molecular function: zinc ion binding. Lineage: Eukaryota; Viridiplantae; Streptophyta; Magnoliopsida; Fabales; Fabaceae. The record is from RefSeq and is a predicted model, not a curated record. Bases 141 to 617 code for a protein of 158 amino acids.